Molecule: messenger RNA, 1150 nt
Organism: Sturnus vulgaris (Common starling)
Lineage: Eukaryota; Metazoa; Chordata; Aves; Passeriformes; Sturnidae
Source: RefSeq, a predicted model, not a curated record
GAGCACAGUGUGUUAAGUUAUCUCAGCAACCAUGCUGGCUGCCAGGCUGGUGUGCCUGAGGGCCCUGCCAUGCCAGACCAUCCGCCCCACCAUCACUCAGGCUUCCCCAGCCUUGAGGAGCUCCAGUAUAAAAGCAUACAGGCUGUGGCAGCCUAGCCAGAGUUAUGCCACCAGAGCAAGAACGGGUGCAAGGCGUGGAAAACUUGGCCAGGAAGUGAAAGAAGCAGCAUUUGAGCCAUCUGCAGACGCUGCACUUAAAGCUGAUCGCCUGGGGAAGUUCGUUGUUGCUGGAGGGGCUGCUGUUGGCCUGGGAGCCCUCUGCUACUAUGGAAUGGGCAUGUCCAGUGAGAUUGGAGCUAUCGAAAGGGCUGCUAUUUGGCCACAGUAUGUGAAGGACAGAAUUCAGUCUACCUACAUGUACUUUGCGGGCAGCAUUGGCAUGACAGCUCUGUCUGCUGCAGCAGUGAGCAGAUCUCCUGCAUUCAUGAACCUCAUGACAAAGGGCUCCUGGCUGGCAAUUGGUGCCACUUUUGCAGCCAUGAUUGGUGCUGGAAUGUUGGUCAGGACCAUAUCCUAUGAAAAUAAUCCAGUAGCUAAACAUGCAGCAUGGAUGAUGCAUUCAGGUGUCAUGGGUGCAGUGGUGGCUCCUCUGGCCUUCCUUGGUGGUCCUCUGCUCAUCAGAGCUGCUUGGUACACUGCUGGAAUUGUUGGGGGGCUCUCAACUGUGGCCAUGUGUGCUCCGAGUGAAAAAUUCCUGAACAUGGGAGGACCGCUUGGCAUAGGCUUAGGCUUUGUUAUUGCUUCUUCAAUCGGGUCCAUGUUCUUGCCUCCCACCUCUGCUUUUGGCGCUGGCUUGUAUUCAGUGGCGGUCUAUGGUGGCCUGGUGCUGUUUGGCAUGUUCCUGCUCUAUGAUACACAGCUGGUGGUCAAACGGGCUGAAACUCUGCCUGUCUAUGGAGUGGCCAAAUACGACCCCAUCAAUGCAUGCCUGGGUAUCUACACCGAUACACUGAACAUCUUCAUCCGAGUGGCCACCAUGCUUGCAAGUGGUGGAGGUGGCAGGAAAAAGUAAACAGAGACUCACCUUUGCAACUGUCUGACAGCCUACCUAGUGCACAUAUUAAAUAAACAUUCAUGGUUUAAGCAGUAA